UCUGCUACUUGGGCCGCGUUGCUAUGCGAUUUUUGUUUGCAAACAAUACGAGAUGCAGCACGUACACCACCAACAUUCCAUCGCUUAAAUUUCGUACAAAAUGAGCGAUUUCCGUGAAAAAUUGCUGUCGAAUCUCGAUAAAAUCAAGCCAAGUGCUCUGCACCGCCAGUACCCUUCCAAAACGAAUGAUGAGAUCGAGGACAUACUGUUCCAGAAGUAUCGUGCCGAGCUAGCAAAGAAAAAGCCACCCACCGCGGCACCGGACCAACCGCAACCGGAUUCGCAAACGGUCGACACGUAUCGCUACAUUCCGCGGUUCCACUUCGAGCUGCCGAAGAGUGCCGAUUCGCUGGCGCAAAAGUUGCGCGAAGAGGCGCGCACACUGUUUCUGCAGAAGCGCAGCAAGGAGCUGCUGGACAAUGCGGAGUUCAAGCUGCUGUGGAGCCUGCUGGAGAAGCACCACAGUCCGCCACUGAUCGGCGAGGAGCAGUUCAUCAACUACGAGAACUACUGCAAGGUGGGCACGAUCGCGGGCGAAAAGUUUCGGCGCUACCUUACCGCGACGACCUUCGCGCGGCUGCUCGCAUCGAGCGGCAACCCGGGCAAGAUCAGCGUUAUCUCGCUGUUCAACUACACGAUGCGCAAGGUGUGGCUGCAGCAGACCCGCAUCGGCCUCUCGCUCUACGACUACACCGGGCAGGGCUUUCUGAGCGAGUCGGACAUGGAGUCGUACAUUCUCGAGCUGAUACCGACCUUUCCCCAGCUCGAGGGGCUGGAGAAAUCGUUCCACAGCUUCUACGUCUGCACGACGGUGCGCAAAUUUUUCUUCUUUCUCGACCCGCUGCGCACGGGCCGCAUCCGCAUACGGGACGUGCUGACGUGCAGCUUUCUGGACGAUCUGCUCGAGUUGCGCGACGAGGAAAUACCGAAGGAUGCGCAGGAGCUGAACUGGUUCUCCGCACCGUCGGCCCUGUCCGUGUACGGGCACUACCUCAACCUGGACAAGGACCACAAUGGCAUGCUGAGCAAGAAGGAGCUGAUCGGGUACGGGACGGGCACGCUGACGCCCAUCUUUCUCGAGCGCGUGUUUGCCGAGUGUCUGACGUACGACGGCGAGAUGGACUACAAAACGUACCUGGACUUUGUGCUGGCGCUGGAGAAUCGGGGCGAGCCGCAGAGCCUGCACUACCUGUUCCGCAUCCUGGACGUGGAGCACAAGGGCUACCUGACCGCGUUCACGCUCAACUACUUCUUCAAGGGCAUACAGGAGGAGCUGUCGGCGCACCGGGCCGAACCGAUCAACUUUGACGACGUGAAGGACGAAAUCUUCGACAUGGUCAAGCCGGAGGAUCCGACCCGCAUCACGCUGAAGGAUCUGAUCCGGUGCGGGCAUGGCGAAACGGUCGUCUCGAUACUGAUCGAGUUCCACAAGUUCUGGGCGUACGAAAAUCGGGAGGUCAUGGUCACGUCGACGGCCAGUGACGAUACGCACAAUUUAUGAUGCAGCGCAAACGUUGAUGUGGAGGGGAAGGUGGAGGAGGAAGAUGAAUGCCGGACGGCGUUUUAGUAUGAGAUGGAAAGCCAUAUACAGCGCGGAUCGAAACAUUCCUUAUUACACAAAUCAGAGCGAUCUACAAUCGUGUUCGUGUCAGUAUUUUUUAAACAACGCGGGCGGCGUCUUUUUGCCGGCAAAGUAUUCUACAGACUAACCAGAAAAAAGUGCAUUAUCUUACACACAAAAUGAACCAUGACUGAUAAUAAAUGAUGCCUUAACUGCA
Messenger RNA from Anopheles coluzzii, 1778 nucleotides. Its product is annotated as serine/threonine-protein phosphatase 2A regulatory subunit B'' subunit gamma-like. Gene Ontology annotation, cellular component: spindle; centrosome. Gene Ontology annotation, biological process: cortical cytoskeleton organization; regulation of dephosphorylation; positive regulation of B cell differentiation. The transcript has 2 exons. Lineage: Eukaryota; Metazoa; Arthropoda; Insecta; Diptera; Culicidae. The coding region runs from base 101 to 1501 and encodes 466 amino acids. The record is from RefSeq and is a predicted model, not a curated record.